ACCAACUCCGGCUUUUCUCUUUCGCCUUACAAGCUUCCUCUGUAAGCAGCAGUGUUGUCACUGUCAUCGCCGGUGGCAGAGCUGCCGGAAUUUUUUCUCUCUCCAUAUCUUUACUCGUAUUGGCUUACUAGGUUCUUCAACUUGUGAUACAGAGUAUUAUUUUUGCAGCGAAAUUGAAUUAUAUUUGCUUUUUUAUUUGGGGAAAUUUUGAUCGAUGGACGAUUGUAUGAGUGGAGACGAGGAUUUCUAUGACUCUGAUCACUUGGAGUCGGAUCUUCACUCGCACGAUAUCAUCGAAAAUGAAGAGGCUGACCUGCGGUGGGCCGCACCCAAGGGUUCCUCCACCAAGGUUAUAACCAAAGAAUCACUUUUGGUUGCCCAGAGGGAAGAUUUGAAGAGAGUGAUGGACUUGCUAUCUCUGAGGGAACAUCAUGCACGUACUUUACUUAUUCAUCAUCGUUGGGAUGUUGAGAAGUUGUUGGCGGUUCUUGUGGAGAAAGGGAAAGCAAGCUUGUUUUCUGAUGCAGGUGUCCCUGUGAAUGAAGAUACUGGUUCAUCACUGUCUUUUCCUUCUAAAGUAAAGUGUUGUAUAUGCAGGGAAGAAGUUUCUGCUGACACUGCAACGAAAAUGAACUGUGGGCAUUGCUUUUGCAAUGAAUGUUGGACAAGGCAUUUUAUUGUGAAAAUAAAUGAGGGUCAGAGCAGGCGCAUUAGAUGCAUGGCACAUGAAUGCAAUGCAAUUUGUGAUGAAUCAGUUGUCAGAAAUCUGGUCAGUAAAGAGCAUCCUGAUCUGGCAGAGAAAUUUGAUCGUUUUCUUCUUGAGUCAUAUAUUGAGGAUAAUAAAAUGGUUAAGUGGUGCCCAAGCACUCCUCAUUGUGGGAAUGCAAUACGUGUUGAGGAAGACGAAUUUUGUGAGGUAGAAUGUGCUUGCGGUUUGCAAUUUUGUUUUAGUUGUUUAUCUGAAGCACACUCGCCUUGUUCAUGUUUGAUGUGGGAACUUUGGGCCAAGAAGUGCCGAGAUGAAUCCGAAACAGUUAAUUGGAAGCCUUGUCCAAAGUGUCAUAUACCUGUGGAGAAAAAUGGUGGCUGUAACCUUGUGACCUGUAUUUGUGGACAAGCAUUUUGUUGGCUAUGUGGUGGAGCUACUGGCCGGGAUCAUACUUCGUCAAGAAUUGCUGGGCACAGUUGUGGUCAUUACAAAGAAGACAAAGCCAACAAAACUGAAUGGGCUACGGGGGAUCUAUAUCGGUAUAUGCAUUACCAUAACCGUUAUAAAGCUCAUACAGAUUCAUUUAAGCUAGAAACUAAACUUAAGGAGACAGUUCUAAAGAAGGUGUCAAUAUCAGAAGAAGGAGAUUCAAGGCUUAGAGAUUUUAGCUGGGUAACUAAUGGGUUGUACAGACUUUUUAGGUCAAGGCGUGUCCUUUCCUAUUCAUAUCCAUUUGCAUUUUACAUGUUUGGGGAUGAGCUCUUCAGGGACGAGAUGAAUUCGCAAGAAAGGGAAAUUAAACAGCCUCUUUUUGAGUACCAGCAACAGCAGCUUGAGGCAUACGUUGAGAAACUCUCCAAGAACUUAGAGGAGCCAUUUGACAAAUAUCCUGAUGCCAAAGUCAUGGAGAUAAGGAGUCAAGUCAUCAAUCUGUCUGUGAUCAUUGAUAACCUCUGUAAGAAAAUGUAUGAGUGCAUUGAGAAUGAUUUGUUGGGCUGUCUUCAACUUGGUACCCACAAUAUAGCUCCUUACAAGUCGAAGGGAAUUGAAAGGGCAUCAGAACUUUCUACUUGCUGGACAAACAAAAAUGCGAGGCUAAGGCAGACAGCAAGCUGAAGGGAAGGUAGCAGCCCAACAUGUGCACAGAGAAGAAGCUGCAACAUUAGCACAACAGAGCCAGGGGACCAUGAGUAUAUGCAGAUUUGAUGAUGUGGCAACACAAGAUUGGCAAAACAUUUAUGAAGGGAAAGAGAGUGAUAUAAACCUGGGGAAGGAGAAAGCAGAAGGGGAGAAAAAAAAGAAAUUGUGAAGAAGUGGGUUGAGGGAGAGCUCCAGCCUCCUGAAAGCUAAAAAGGUGGUUUAUUGAGUUUAAUUUUUGGUGCUCUGUGAUCUGUUCAAGUUAUGUUGCUGUUCACGUUAUUUUGUUAUAGUUCUAUGUAAGCUGAGCAGUAUUGAAAACUCAAUAUGAUGUAUCUUAUUUCAUUUCAGUAAAAUUUCCAUUACAAGUUGUUCCUGGUA
Mangifera indica (mango) is the source of this 2227-nucleotide messenger RNA. Its product is annotated as probable E3 ubiquitin-protein ligase ARI2. The record is from RefSeq and is a predicted model, not a curated record. The transcript is spliced from 7 exons. Gene Ontology annotation, cellular component: cytoplasm; ubiquitin ligase complex. Gene Ontology annotation, biological process: protein polyubiquitination; positive regulation of proteasomal ubiquitin-dependent protein catabolic process; ubiquitin-dependent protein catabolic process. Lineage: Eukaryota; Viridiplantae; Streptophyta; Magnoliopsida; Sapindales; Anacardiaceae. Gene Ontology annotation, molecular function: ubiquitin conjugating enzyme binding; ubiquitin protein ligase activity; zinc ion binding. Bases 215 to 1825 code for a protein of 536 amino acids.